Molecule: messenger RNA, 1623 nt
Organism: Contarinia nasturtii (swede midge)
Lineage: Eukaryota; Metazoa; Arthropoda; Insecta; Diptera; Cecidomyiidae
Exons: 2
Coding region: 1-1623 (540 amino acids)
Source: RefSeq, a predicted model, not a curated record
AUGAUUGGUACAGGUGAAUUGUUUGGUGCUGAACAAGUAUGGGUGAAAAUCAACAGCAAUAAAAAAUGCAUUAUUUUAGUUGAAGUUUACAUUCGUCCAGAUUCACCAUACGAAGUAUAUGUUGACAAUAUGAAUGCAAUAAGAGAAAUUGCUACAUCGCUCAAGCCAGACGAUGUGCUUCUCAUUUCUGGAAAUUUCAACUUGCCGAACUUAGUUUGGUUUGUCGAUGAAACUAUUGAUCCAGAUAUUGCCAUUGCCAUCAACCCAACGAGUAGAAAAGAAAUAGUCGUUCUCGAUACGUGCUAUGAAAUGGGCUUAUAUCAAAUCAAUAAACAAUACAAUCAGAAUGGUCAUAUGUUGGAUUUGAUAUGGACGAAUGAGAUUGAUGUUUUCUCGUGCAAUGCUAGCGAGGAUCAUUUUAUGAACAUUGAGUCACAUCAUCCAUCGUUUGAAAUCAAUAUUCAUGAAUACAUUCAACAUCAGCCAAAGUCAAAUAAUAUUUUCUUUGAUUACAAGAACGCUGAAUACGUUGAAAUAAAUGAUCAACUUGUGGAAAAGAAUUGGGAUUCCAUUUUAAAUAGGCCAUCUCUUGAAGAAAAACUUGAUUCAUUUUAUUAUGAAAUUAGCAAUGUCGUUUCGUCGAAUAUCAAUAGAAAAGUAAUGAAUUAUUCAAAUAUUCCAAAAUGGUUUGACAAAUCAUUACUGAACCAAAAGAGAGAUGUCAACAAAUUACAUCGUCAAAUGAAGAAAAACAGUUCAGCAGAAACAAAGAGGAUUUACAUCGAUAUCCGUCGCUUGUACAAACAAAAUGCGCGAUCAACAUACAAGGGGUACAAAUUACAGAUAGAGCAGUUAAUCAACGAAGAUCCAAAGAUAUUUUUCAAUUUCGUCAAUCAAAAAAAGAACAGAAGCGAUGAAUUGCCAGCAGAAAUGGAGUACAAUGGUAACAAGGCCGAAGAUCGACAGCAAAUUGUUGAAAUGUUUGCCACUCACUUUUCAACUGCUUACAGUCAACACAAUGAAGAAAAUAAAUACGACAUUAGUGACGCAGUGAGAUUGCAAAACAUUUGUGCAGCGAUUCCAGAAAUUAACAUCACAGACGAUUUAGUAAGCGAGAAAAUUUCAGAAUUGCCAUUAGAUCUUGUCUCUGGUCCAGAUGGUAUUCCAAAUAUAUUCAUUAAGAAUUGUUUACCAUCACUAUUAUAUCCAAUAACAAUUUUGCUGAGAGAGUCACUUCAAUCAAAUUGUAUACCGCAGAUAUGGAAAACAUCAUUCGUGCGACCAGUUUUUAAAAGUGGUAACAGAAACAAAGUAGAAAAUUAUCGUGGAGUCGCUUUGCAAUGCAUAAUUUCAAAAUUACUCGAUUCAAUUGUAACAAGUCACAUUAACAACUAUUUAAAGACGAUCAUCGACGACAGCCAGCAUGGAUUCAUCAAAGGGAGAUCAACUGUUACAAAUUUGGCAAAACUCACAUCGAAAGCGCUAAAUAAUAUUGGAAACGGCUAUCAAACCGACAGCAUCUAUUUGGACAUCGCUAAAGCUUUUGAUUCAUGGCAAAAGCAAAGUCACGUUUGGCUUGGAUUAAAAUUUUUGGAAGAGAGUUUGAUGACCCCUGGACCAUAA